Molecule: messenger RNA, 3129 nt
Organism: Diversispora eburnea
Lineage: Eukaryota; Fungi; Glomeromycota; Glomeromycetes; Diversisporales; Diversisporaceae
Source: the annotation of a GenBank genome assembly
AUGGCACAGAAAAAGCCUAGAAAACUUGCCAUUGACUUGCAAUAUUAUGAACGGCCCGAAAUAGUUGCGCGCUUAGAAUCGAUUCGUGAGAAAUUGAACCGCGAAAUUUUUCAACGUUACGUGGAAUUGUCAACUGUAAGCUCACGGGAACUGUCACUUUUUCUUGGUCAGUUUCAGAAUCAUCAAGAAGAAGUUUUAGGGCGUUAUGCGAAUCGUCCCGAUUCUCCCAAUCCUAAAAUCCCCGCUAAGCUUUUUAAGCUUGACCCUGCACCUGGAAUUACUUCUGCUCCUUAUUACAUCCUUCGUACUGCUUAUAAUUUCAGAGGUUCGAAAAAAUGGAAAGCCUGGGAUUGGGAGAAUAUGAACCGAAAAGACUUUUUGGAUUUGAUUACGCAAAUUAGACAUGGUUUAGAAUCUAAAGGAGCAAUAAAGAAAAACAUUAUUUGUAUUAAAGGAAAUUCUAUUGAAGCAAUUCGCAAACAAAAAUUGAUUUCACUUGUAAAUUCUUUAGGAGGUCAAAUGAUCCAUGAUAUGACAAAAGCAACGCAUAUUAUACAUGUAACAAAUGAGUCUGAUGGUGCAGAUGAAGAAUGGUAUAGAACUUUAGAAAAGCGGAAUGGCAAAGUUUAUUUACAUUGGUGGUAUUAUCCAGAUUCUUAUGAUAUUUGGGUAGAUGAUGUAGACCAUGCUGAACCCGAACCAAUUCCUAAUCAUAUUGGUCCUUGGCAUGUAACUGACCGUUUUAUUAGAGAUAGUGCCAAAUUUAAUGAAUGGAUGAACGAAGAAGAUUAUGAAAUUUCGGAUAAUGCAGACAAUAGAAAGUUGUCUACGGAGGAACAAUCAGUAGUAUCAGAAUCCGAGGCUUCGUCAUCCAAUAAACGAAAUUUAGAUGCAUUAGAGUCGCCUACAAAUAUGGAUGUUGAUAUGCGUCCUAAUAUUGGUGCAAAACGUGCUAGAUUAAGAUCACCUGAUAUUGAUUCUAAACCAGAACAUCCGGGUUUGACUCUUGUAGAUAUUGAACAAGAAGCAUCACGCUUAGGGGUAAAUCGUACAAAGAAAAGUGAGCUUGAUCCAAUGGUUGGUGGAGAAAUUGCAAAUAUUUCUCAAUUAGCUCCGCCAGAACUCCCUCAUAAAGAAGAUGUACAUCAGAUUACUGAGGAAAGUUCUGAAGCCGUAGACGAUAAUGCAGAUGUUGAAGCUGUGACUUCAGAUAUGAAAGGAAUCGGAAUCCGAAUUCCGGCUGAUAAUAAUAAUAUGGACCUUGAUAUUACCGAACAAGAACCAAAUAAAAUUUCUGGCGAGAAUGUUACUUCUACUAGUAAUAAAGAGGCUUCCUCUCCUAUUGUAUCUAAAGAAAUCGAAGAAGAUGAAAAUAAUAUGGUGACUUCUGAUGACGCCAGGCCUCCUGAGGAUGGUGGUAAUGAAUCUAUUAAUCCUCAAGAAAUGCAUGUAACGAAUGACGAAGAAGAAAAGAAACGUCUCGAGGAGGAAGCUAGAAAAUAUCUAUCACAACAAACACAGGAAAUUAUCAUUCCUUCUUAUGCUGCAUGGUUUGAUAUGUCUAAGAUUCACGUUAUAGAACAAAAAUCUCUCCCAGAAUUCUUUAACAAUAGAAAUAAAUCAAAAAACCCUAGUAUUUAUAAGGAAUAUCGAGAUUUUAUAAUAAACACAUACCGCCUUAACCCUGGAGAAUAUUUAACUGUUACAGCAUGUCGUAGAAACUUGGCGGGAGACGUGUGUGCAAUUAUCCGAUUGCAUGCAUUUUUGGAACAAUGGGGCUUAAUCAAUUAUCAAGUUGAUCCGGAAACUCGUCCAUCAUCAGUUGGACCUCCAUUUACUGGACAUUUUCGUAUUACGGCGGAUACACCAAGGGGACUUCAACCUUUCCAACCAAGUGGUCCAUCUAUGGCUAUGACAAAUCCUCUUUCAAACAAUGUUGUAAAUACGGGUGAUCCUUCAUCCAUUAACGCUACUAAUUCCAAAACCACUGAUAGAUUACUCGGCAUUCGACAAAAUGUAUAUUCGUCUACAGUCGUUUCUUCUGUCAACCCAGAUUCACAAGAUGAAAGUAUCACCGCAGAAUCUGGAACAACGGAGUCGAGAAAAUAUAAUUGUAGCACUUGUAAGGUUGACUGCACUAAAAUUCGUUAUCACAGUUUAAAAACUCCUAAUUAUGAAUUAUGUCCAAAUUGUUAUUUGGAAGGACGUUAUCCUUCAACAAUGCAUAGUGGAGAUUUCUUAAAGAUGGAUGAUACACCAUUUAAACAUGCUCAAGAUGAUGCAUGGACAGAUCAAGAAAUCUUAUUGCUUUUUGAAGGGGUAGAGCUUUAUGAAGAUGACUGGAAUAAAAUUUCUGAUCAUGUAGGAACUCGUACUCGUGAACAAUGUAUCUUACAAUUUCUUGAAUUCCCAAUUGAGGACCCUCUUAAUAGUACUACUAGAAUGUCAGAUUUGGGACCACUUCAAUAUUUACGAAUACCUUUCAGUCAAGCAGAUAAUCCAGUUAUGUCAGUUGUCGCAUUUUUGGCAUCUGUUGUUAAUCCCGGAGUUGCAGCCGCGGCAGCAAAGUCAGCAUUAAAAGAAUUAUCCGAACCAAAAAAAUCAGCUAAACAAGAAGCAAAUGGUAUAAAUGGAAUAAAUUCAUCUAAUUCUUCUGAAAACGUUGAGACAGCAGAGAACACUCCAACAGUUAUCAAACUAGAAGACGAAAUGGAUGUUGAGUCUACAAAUGAUCAAAAUCAAGGAACGGAAUCACUUGUUUCGACGAGGAUGUCUCGCACCAAACUUUUGGAUAGAGCAGGCGCUACUGCAAUGGGUUCGGCAGCUGCAAAGGCCAAGGUUCUUGCAGACUACGAAGAACGUGAAAUUCAACGUCUUGUGAAUGCGGUUAUUGAAAAUCAAUUGAAAAAGCUUGAACUAAAACUAGCACAAUUCGAGGAGAUAGAAAGUGCACUUGAAAAUGAAAAGAAAGAAUUAGAAAAACAACGUCAGUUGUUGUAUACUGAGCGGUUAAAUUUUAAAAAGAGUAAUUUAGUGAUGCAAGAACAGCUGAGAAAUGUUCAAUCUGGAAACAUUCCUAAACCUCCAAAUGAACAAAAUUAUGAAAUUAUUGGAAUUUGGGUGAAGUGA